UCGAUACAUUUCAAUCGAAUCGUCUGCUAACCAACAUUUCAAGUUUUCAACACAUGCUUUGUGACUUGUACGAGUUAUAUCCAAUUUAAAUUAGAAAAUUUUAAAAAAAGUUAGUACAUUCAAUCAUGGUUUCAAAUUUAACUUUUGAUUUCAUGAGACUGGUUAAGUGUGCGUCAAAUAAAAAAUGUAAUUGGCUUCUUGAAUUUAAUCGGUUUUAUGCAAGAGGGUCUCGUUAUUUUCCCACUGAUCGGCUUUCCAAUGAUGUUGACAGUGAAGAAAAACAAGACAAUAAUAAAUCUAGUGAUGCAGAUGGAUCUCAAAUGGAAAGAGCACCCAGAACACUUGGUGAAUCCCCCAAACAAUUGCUUGAAAACGCGGCGUCUUUCCGAGAGGCAAAAUCACAUAACAAACCUAAAGAAAGAGUAGAAGAUAUUUGGAAUUCUAACCCAUAUCCUAAAAUCAGCAACUGGAAACAAAGCCAAGCCAAACAUUCAAUUAGACCUUAUCGGGACCCUAGAGGAACUUCCAUAAUACUUUUUCCUGGUCAAGGUACCCAAUUUGUUGGUAUGGGAAAAGAACUAUUACAGUAUCCACUUGUAAAACAAAUGUUUGAUUUGGCAAGCUCAGUUCUUGGAUACAAUUUGUUAUCUCUAUGCUUAAAUGGCCCUAGAGAUACACUGAACCAGACAUUUUUUUGCCAACCAGCAGUUUUUGUCACCUCACUAGCUUGCCUUGAAAAGCUUAAAGCUACAAAUCCAGAUGCCAUCAAUAAUUGUAUAGCUACUGCUGGUUUCAGUGUUGGUGAAAUAGCUGCUCUGGUUUUUUCCAAAGCUCUGACAUUUGAAAAUGCUGUAAGGCUAGUAAAAGUACGGGCAGAAGCAAUGCAAUUAGCCUCUGAUAUGACAAAAUCCGGAAUGAUGACCGUAUUUUUGGGUCCAGAUUCAAAAUUAAAUUCUGCUUGUGCAGAAGCAAGAAAACAUUGUGAAACAUUAGGAUUAGAAAACAUUGAAUGCAGAACUGCCAAUUAUCUUUACCCAGAAUGUAAAGUAAUUGCUGGAAAUAAAGAGGCGCUUGAUUUCAUUGAAAAACACGCAGCCACUUUCGCAUUAAGGCGAUUGAAACGACUGCCGGUAAGCGGAGCCUUCCAUACGAAGUUAAUGGAGCCGGCAGCUGCGGUCGUGGGAAAAGCAUUGAAGAAAAUUCCAAUCCAACAACCGACCAUUUCAGUUCAUUCAAACAUUGACGGGAAGCGCUAUCGGAAUUCAGAUCAGAUCUUAAAGCGUCUGCCCCAACAAGUAGUGAAGCCAGUUUGCUGGGAACAAACAAUGCACGUGCUAUAUGAAAGGAACCAAGAUCAACAUUACCCUAUGUCUUUUGAAUGUGGGCCAGGGAGUUCCCUUAAGAGUAUCCUAAGAAUGGUAAAUGCCAAAGCAGCUGUAACGUGUACGACUGUCUCAGUUUGAUAAAGUAUGUUACGUGUAAUUAUAGAUUCAAUUUAGAAUAAACUGAUCUUCAACGUU
Daphnia pulicaria is the source of this 1520-nucleotide messenger RNA. RefSeq names its product probable malonyl-CoA-acyl carrier protein transacylase, mitochondrial (gene beg). Gene Ontology annotation, molecular function: transferase activity. Lineage: Eukaryota; Metazoa; Arthropoda; Branchiopoda; Diplostraca; Daphniidae. The record is from RefSeq and is a predicted model, not a curated record. Bases 126 to 1463 code for a protein of 445 amino acids. The transcript has 5 exons.